AUGCCUCGCGCCAGGGAAAUGAAAUCCCUCAAAAGAUUAUGUCUAGGCGAUGUAGAGAGAGCUGUCGAUGACUGGAUAAAUCGGUUAUCAAUUGAAAAAGUAAGUGAUAGUGGGUCUACUGUCAUUGAUUUACUGGAAAAAGGAGAAGAUGAUGAGCUUUACAAACGUGUAUCGAAUUUUUUCGAUUUAUUGCCACCAACACUAUUGUUGGAUAUUGCAAAGCUUAUUCGUUUCAAAUCCCGCCAGAAUGAGAGGUCUGAUGAAAAUCAGUUGCUGCGGUGUUACCUGGAAAUGCUAAUAUCUGAAGGAAUCAGCAUGGUCAACCAAACAACUGAAAAUGUUGAUGGGUUUCUUCAAGUUGCUUCAAAAAGAUGUCCAUUGUUGAAAGAGUUGGAAGUCACAGGAUGGGUCUUUCCUUACAACCUGGAACCAUACCUCCAUAGAUUUCGACAACUCAGAGUAUUGAACAUUGGAGAACGUGAAAUUGGGGACAGCUGUUUAAUGAUUAUUGGUGCUUUUUGCAAAGAUUUGAGAGAAUUGGAUGUUUCAUUCUGCUCUAAAGUUACAGAUGUUGGAUUAGCAUCAUUGUGUGUCAGUGUUGAUCAUUUGGGAAACCAAAAUGAAUCACUUGGUCUAUGCAAAUCAAUUGUUAAGCUAUGGACCAAUGGAACCCAAGUAACCAAUAGUGGCAUUCAAGUAGCCAUUAAAAAUUUGCCUGAAUUGAAAUACUGUGAUAUGGCCUCAAUUCAAAUCUUGGCAGAGAUGCAUCAACGGGACUUCCAGAGCAAAGAGCAGCUGGAAAUUCCCAAGUAUUCCUUCGUUGAUUUGAAAUUCAAGGAAAAGUACUCUUCACCUUACACUUCGGGGUUCACUCAAGAUGGUGUUGUCUCUUUGUCCGUCCCUGUUAAAAGUGCACAUUACUACGAUAGCUGGAUUGAGGAACGCAGAUCUUUUAUCCCUUAUUUCUGUUGAAAGACUAUGUGAGCUCAUCAACAAAGGAUGUGAGGAUUCAAUUGAAGUUACUUUCGAUGAUGGCGUUACUCCCCUCCUGGAAGCUAAAGGACGGAAUUUGAAGGUACUGAAACUUCAGGAUCUUGACAUCCCUAUCAAUAUCAACACCAUCUGCGAGCUAUGUCCAAAUCUUGACGUCCUAGCAGUCACGGGGAAUCGAAAUUUCAAUCCCUCUCGACCCAAACGGAUCAAGUUGGACAUUCCGAAACUAAAGAAUCUCGUCAAAUUAAGCCUGGGAUCCUACUGUGAUAGUUUCCGUGGUCCCAAUCCCAACUCUUGUAUUCCCUCCGAAAAUCUGGCGUUUCUCUUAUUAUCACCUUUACUUGUGAAAAUCGACAUAAGAAAUUGCGAUACGCUCACAGAUGAUGUGUUACUAACAGCUGCGCAAUCGAAUCCUUUCUUGCAUCUGGAGGAAUUGGUACUACGUGGUUGCGAUUCCAUCACCAACAGAAGUGUCAAUGUGUUUAUGCAAGAAAAUGGAAUCGAGAUAGAAGGUCUUGAUCCUCCACGGCUGCAGUAAACAAAAAGUGUGAUGCGUAAGGAUUUUUUGGCGGGUACUUGAUGGGUAACGGUUUCACUCCAAGUGACGUUAUCACAAAGUGCGCGACGUGUAUUCGCCCAUAUUUUCCUUUUGGCGAGUCGAUCUGUCUUUUGUUUCGUUGAAGUUGUUUUUUAUUUUCACGCGCGGGUUGUGGGGGGGGGACUGAAGUGUCGGCUCGCCGUUAAUCCUUCACGCAAUUUGUUUCUCCCUUUAUUUAUGUAUGUGUAAACCCAAUCAAGAUUUAAUUAACCUUUCACACCAGAAACCGAGUGCCUGUUUGUGCUCCCAUCCAGUUUAAUUGUCAGACGGUUAAU
Messenger RNA from Daphnia pulex (common water flea), 1866 nucleotides. RefSeq lists its product as uncharacterized. The record is from RefSeq and is a predicted model, not a curated record. The transcript is spliced from 4 exons. The coding region runs from base 1 to 972 and encodes 323 amino acids. NCBI's taxonomy places the organism in Eukaryota, Metazoa, Arthropoda, Branchiopoda, Diplostraca, Daphniidae.